UGGAAACUCAAAAGGGAGGAAAGCUACCGAGACCCUCAUCUGUGUAGUGCUUGAAGAAUCUGAAGAUUUUCCAGAACUCAAAUCAGAAAUUCUUCUGAACUUGCAAUGGUUUUCAGGAGAGUUGUUGUUCCGAUGAGGGGUUGUCUGCGAAUAUAUCACCAAACACAACCUUCACCUUCAGAGGGCACAGAAUCAACAUCAGGUGUUCAAGUUCAACCAGUCGUUUCACCUAGAAUCAGACUCAGUGAUGGAAGGUACUUGGCUUAUGCAGAGAGAGGAGCCCCCAAGGACAAGUCCAAUUACAGAGUCAUAAUUGUUCAUGGCUUUGGCAGCUCCAAAGAGAUGAAUUUUGUGGCACCCCAGGAACUGCUGGAUCAGUUGGGGAUAUAUCUUCUGUUAUUUGAUAGAGCUGGAUAUGGCGAGAGUGACCCAAAUCCAAAGCGAUCGAUGAAAAGUGAAGCAUCAGACAUCGAGGAACUUGCUGAUCAGUUACAGUUAGGAUCCAAGUUCUAUGUGAUCGGUGUCUCUGUGGGAUGUUACCCCUCCUGGAGUUGCCUUAAGCGAAUACCAGAAAGGCUUGCAGGUGUGGCAUUGGUAGUUCCCUUUGUCAAUUACAAAUGGCCUUCUCUUCCUCAACGCCUAAUAAAGGAUGACUACAGGAAGAAUCUUGCUCUAUCGAUGCUUUGGUUUGCAUGCCAUACCCCGGGAUUACUGCGCUGGUGGUUAACUCAAAAAUUGUUCCCCUCGUCUUCUGUCCUUGAUAGGAAUCCAACAUUUUUCAGCAAUAGAGACAUGGAGGUCUUGCAGAAUACACCAGGAUAUCAACUGCUAAGUCGGAGCAAGCUGAAAAAGCACGGUGUUUUCGACUCUAUUCGUCGGGAUUUCAUUGUAGCUUUUGGCAAGUGGGAUUUCGACCCACUGGCUCUGAGUAAUCCAUUUCCUCAAAAUGAAAGCCUUGUUCACAUCUGGCAAGGUUUUGAAGACAAGGUUGUGCCUGUUCAGAUACAAAGAUUUGUCUCAAGAAAGCUGCCAUGGAUUAACUACCAUGAAGUUCCUGGUAGUGGACAUUUUCUUGUCUAUGACAGUGCUGUAUGUGAAGCCAUUUUAAGGUCUCUUUUGCUAGGGGAAGAUUCUCCUCUUUACAAACCUCAGUUAGCCAGCUGAAUUUACAUGUCUUCUCCUUGUCAUCAACUAGAUGACCUGUUAGUAAAUUGAUUUGUGGAGAAAGAGAACAUGAUUGCAUUGUUUUACAUUUUUUGUUGAUAAUGAGUAACCUCUUGAAU
Molecule: messenger RNA, 1283 nt
Organism: Ilex paraguariensis (yerba mate)
Lineage: Eukaryota; Viridiplantae; Streptophyta; Magnoliopsida; Aquifoliales; Aquifoliaceae
Source: the annotation of a GenBank genome assembly